AUGAGGGCGGGCCCAGGGCCCGGCGGAGGAGUUUGGGCUCUCCCGGGAUGGCUGGGCGGUCCCGGGAGGGCUGGGCGGCGGGGCGCGGGCGGCAGCGGAGGCGGGAUAGCGGCGGCGGGUCCGUUGGGGGAAGCGCUGCGGUCGUCGUCGUCGUCGUGCGGCGGCGGGGGACCGGGAGCAGCAGCAGCAUCAGCAGCCGCCGCGAGCGAGCCGGCCCGCGAGCUCUUCGAAGCCUGCCGGAACGGCGACGUGGAGCGGGUCAAGCGGCUGGUGAGGCCCGAGAAUGUGAACGGCAGGGACACGGCGGGCAGGAAGUCCAGCCCCCUCCAUUUCGCCGCAGGUUUUGGUCGGAGGGAUGUAGUGGAGUAUUUGCUUCAGAGUGGUGCUAAUGUUCAUGCACGAGAUGAUGGAGGCCUCAUCCCACUUCAUAAUGCUUGCUCUUUUGGUCAUGCUGAAGUAGUGAAUCUUCUCCUGCGCCAUGGUGCAGAUCCUAAUGCACGGGACAAUUGGAGCUACACUCCUCUUCAUGAAGCCGCCAUUAAGGGAAAAAUUGAUGUUUGCAUAGUACUGUUACAGCAUGGUGCUGAUCCAACUAUCCGCAAUACUGAUGGGAGAACAGCAUUAGACUUAGCAGAUCCUUCUGCGAAAGCAGUACUUACAGGUGAAUACAAGAAAGAUGAACUCUUGGAAAGUGCCAGGAGUGGAAAUGAGGAAAAAUUAAUGGCUCUUCUCACACCAUUAAAUGUCAAUUGUCAUGCAAGUGAUGGCAGAAAGUCAACUCCUCUACACCUAGCUGCUGGUUAUAACCGUGUUAAGAUUGUGCAGCUUCUUUUACAGCAUGGAGCAGACGUGCAUGCGAAGGAUAAGGGAGAUCUUGUACCUCUUCAUAAUGCUUGUUCCUAUGGUCACUAUGAAGUAACAGAGCUUCUAGUAAAGCAUGGUGCAUGUGUAAAUGCAAUGGAUCUGUGGCAGUUCACUCCUCUGCAUGAAGCUGCUUCAAAGAAUAGAGUGGAAGUAUGUUCUCUCUUGCUAAGCUAUGGUGCUGAUCCUACACUGUUGAACUGCCACAAUAAAAGUACAAUUGACUUGGCUCCAACACCUCAGUUAAAAGAGCGAUUGGCAUAUGAAUUCAAAGGUCACUCAUUGCUACAGGCUGCAAGGGAAUCAGAUGUUGCUCGUGUAAAAAAACACCUUUCUCUUGAGAUUGUAAACUUCAGACAUCCCCAGACUCAUGAAACUGCUUUGCAUUGUGCUGCUGCAUCUCCAUAUCCCAAAAGAAAGCAAGUUUGUGAGCUGCUUCUAAGAAAAGGAGCCAACAUUAAUGAAAAGACAAAAGAUUUCUUAACACCUCUCCAUGUGGCAUCAGAAAAAGCACACAAUGAUGUUAUUGAAAUAGUUGUGAAACAUGAAGCAAAGGUCAGUGCUUUGGAUAACCUUAGUCAGACAUCUCUGCACAGAGCAGCACAUUGUGGCCAUCUGCAGACUUGCCGGUUGUUGUUGAGCUCUGGCUGUGAUCCAUCAAUUGUAUCACUGCAGGGUUUCACUGCCUCUCAGAUGGGAAAUGAAAGUAUCCAGCAAUUAUUACAAGAAGGUGUCCCUUUAGGCAAUUCAGAAGCAGAUCGACAGUUAUUGGAAGCUGCAAAGGCAGGAGAUAUGGACAUGGUAAAAAAGUUAUGUACCGUUCAGAGUGUGAAUUGUCGGGAUAUUGAAGGACGUCAAUCCACACCACUUCACUUUGCUGCAGGAUACAACAGAGUGUCUGUGGUUGAAUACCUUCUGCAGCAUGGUGCUGAUGUUCAUGCGAAAGACAAAGGUGGCCUUGUUCCUUUGCACAAUGCUUGUUCUUAUGGACACUAUGAAGUGGCUGAACUACUUGUUAAACAUGGUGCAGUUGUCAAUGUGGCUGAUUUGUGGAAGUUUACUCCUUUACAUGAAGCUGCUGCAAAAGGAAAAUACGAAAUUUGUAAGCUUCUGCUGCAGCAUGGAGCUGACCCAACAAAGAAGAACAGAGAUGGGAAUACCCCAUUAGAUCUCGUUAAAGAUGGUGACACUGAUAUUCAAGAUCUCCUUAGAGGAGAUGCAGCUUUGCUUGAUGCUGCAAAGAAGGGCUGUUUGGCUCGUGUGAAGAAAUUGUGUUCCCCUGAUAAUGUAAAUUGUCGUGAUACACAAGGCCGACAUUCCACUCCAUUACACUUAGCAGCUGGAUACAACAACCUGGAAGUUGCUGAAUACCUGUUACAGCAUGGAGCUGAUGUAAAUGCACAGGACAAAGGAGGUCUGAUUCCCCUACACAAUGCAGCAUCGUAUGGGCAUGUAGAUGUAGCAGCUUUACUAAUAAAGUAUAAUGCGUGUGUAAAUGCUACGGACAAAUGGGCUUUCACACCUUUGCAUGAAGCAGCCCAGAAAGGAAGGACACAGCUUUGUGCCUUAUUAUUAGCACAUGGAGCUGAUCCUACUCUGAAAAACCAGGAAGGACAAGCGCCAUUAGACCUAGUCACCGCAGAUGACGUAAGUGCAUUAUUGACAGCUGCCAUGCCACCUUCUGCCUUGCCAUCUUGUUAUAAGCCUCAGGUUAUCAACGUGUCUCAGAAUACAGGAUCUUCAGCUGAUUCACUGUCUUCCAUUCCAUCCAGCCCAUCUAAUUUGUCCGCUCCUAGUAGUGCUGACAACUUGUCUGGUAGCUUUCCCGAACUCUCUGUUGUUGGUACAAAUGGUGCUGAGGGAGCCACCGGUUUAGAGAAGAAAGAAGUUCCAGGGGUAGAUUUUAGCAUAAAUCAAUUUGUGAGAAAUCUUGGACUUGAACAUCUGAUUGACGUAUUUGAGAGAGAGCAAAUAACAUUAGAUGUGCUGGUUGAAAUGGGUCACAAAGAAUUAAAGGAAAUUGGAAUUAAUGCUUAUGGCCAUAGGCACAAAAUAAUUAAGGGCGUUGAAAGACUGAUUUCAGGACAACAAGGUCUUAAUCCAUACCUAACUCUCAAUACUUCGGGAAGUGGAACAAUCCUUAUAGAUCUCUCUCUUGAUGAUAAAGAAUUUCAGUCAGUAGAAGAAGAGAUGCAGAGUACUGUUCGAGAGCACAGAGAUGGUGGGCAUGCUGGUGGGGUUUUCAAUAGAUACAACAUCUUAAAGAUACAAAAAGUAUGUAACAAAAAGCUUUGGGAAAGGUAUACUCAUAGGAGGAAAGAAGUUUCAGAAGAGAAUCAUAAUCAUGCUAAUGAAAGGAUGUUGUUCCAUGGCUCCCCUUUUGUGAAUGCAAUUAUCCAUAAAGGUUUUGAUGAGAGACAUGCUUACAUAGGAGGAAUGUUUGGAGCUGGAAUCUAUUUUGCUGAAAACUCAUCCAAAAGUAAUCAGUACGUAUAUGGCAUUGGAGGUGGCACAGGUUGCCCAAUUCACAAAGACCGAUCUUGUUAUAUCUGUCAUAGACAGUUGCUAUUUUGUCGUGUUACACUGGGCAAGUCUUUUCUGCAGUUUAGUGCAAUGAAAAUGGCUCAUUCUCCUCCAGGACACCAUUCCGUUACUGGGCGGCCUAGUGUAAAUGGACUAGCUUUAGCAGAAUAUGUCAUCUACAGAGGAGAGCAGGCAUAUCCAGAAUAUUUGAUUACCUAUCAAAUUGUGAAGCCUGAAGCCACCACAGAAGCGUGAACCUCAGAAGUUUUGUAGAGAUUAAAGUGAAGAGUAUUCAAAUUGCAGAAAAAAUUAAUCUCUCCUCCAUAGGCAUUAUGGUAAAAAUGUGAAUAAAAUCUAACAGUUUAACAUGGUAAAGCUUUAAUAAAUGUAUAGUAAAUUUUCUAAAGAAGAAUUCUGAAACUUCCUUUUUCAGCACUUUAACAGAUACCAUUCCAGUGACACUGGGUUUGUCUGUACUAAAUUAUAAAACAGGUAUUAACUUGAACUAUGUUUUCUAUAGCCUAUGCCAGUGGAAUCUAACAACUAUUGCUAUACAGGAACUCAUUUUACUAAUACUGUGUUCUUUAAAACACUGCAUUUACAAAGUACAGUUACAUUUGUAAAACUGUAAAUAAGAGUUUUUCUACUAGCCUGGUAUUUAUUUACAUUGUUUUUGUAAUAUAAAUAUUUCAGAACUGCAACUUAUACAAACACUAUGUUUAUCCAUCUGCAUUUCAUUCUGUGCAGUAGUUUGGAGCACCCCAUAGUCAAGAAGGAAAAGCAUACACUUGAAUUUUAUCUAAAUAACCAAAAUGUAUUGAAAAAAAUGUUCCACCAAAUUGAAAGUCACAUAUAUUCCCGAAAAAAACUAGGCAGAACAUUCCAGAUCUCGACAAACCCAGCAAUUUUAAAAUUUGAACUGAAUAUAUAUAGAGAGCUAAACAGUUGGGCAUGCAUUUCUUAUGAAGGCAAGAUGUUUUAUAACAGACAAUGCACACACACAACACCUACCUACUGCUACUCCUAUCUGUUCUCUGUCUGGCAUUACAAGGCUAAAUGCAGAGAAGAUAUGAGAUAAAAUUUAAGCCUCCUUUUGCAUGCAGGGCUCCUUGAGUGAAGUCUAUGCUGAUUGCACAUUCCCACUUUUUUUGUUGGAUGUGCAUAUAGUUACCUACCUAUAAGUCAUGUACAUUUUGUAGACAGUGUCUAGAUCUCUCAUGAAAGGACAGCAAAGGAAGCAGCUACAUCUUUUCAAGUCACAGACAGCUUCUUUACACACUUUCCUGAUAUCUGCUUUCCUUACUCAGUUUCUUCCAGGGUUAACCAUCUGUUUCAAAGACUAUUAUGUAAAUAAAAAUCAAAAGCGAUUUCAUUAGUCCAAUUUUAAAUUAGUGUUUUGAUUGGCAUUCUUCAGGGUAUAGGACUGUGACCCAUAAUUUCAUUGUGGAUCAUUGUCGUGUUAUGAUUUUAGAAUAAUUGCCAAGACUGUUUAAACUCUGGCCUUUAUGGCAAUUCAAAACUUGAAUCUUAAAUAAUUGGGUUACCUGUGAUGCCUGUCUAUGGAAAGUUAUAAAAGCAUGUAGAAAAUAAGAGUGGACAUUAUUUUAUGUGGUCAUUGCUGCAAGCAAUGUUAACAGUAUAGUAGAAUAAAAGGGGUCUUGAUUUGUAUGGUACUCUUUCAUUGCAUGUUUUCCACUCACUUGGCUUGGACGAAUAUUGGGACAAGUUAUUCAUGCAAAAUCUGAUUACUUUGAUUUAAGCGUUUAGAACUUUGUUUCAUUAUUGGAAAUAUUUCAUUCUUUGUGAAUGAUGAUUUAGUGUGAUGUAAAUUAUUGUGGUAUUGGUAGCAUUUGGUAUGAUACCACAAGGUAUCUUUUUCUGAAGGCAAAAAACAUAAUGGUUUUGAUUGUGUUCAUUUGAGGUGAGAUGCUAGCCUACCAUGCAAUUAAUGCUUCACUCAUCUUGAAAGUAUCUUAUAUGUAUUGUAUCACAUUCCAUCCCACUCAACCCUAAAUAAACUUUAUUCACAAUC
Molecule: messenger RNA, 5416 nt
Organism: Pogona vitticeps (central bearded dragon)
Lineage: Eukaryota; Metazoa; Chordata; Lepidosauria; Squamata; Agamidae
Gene: TNKS2
Product: tankyrase 2
Molecular function (GO): NAD+ poly-ADP-ribosyltransferase activity; protein binding
Source: RefSeq, a predicted model, not a curated record